UUUUUCUUACGUCUAAUAUUAAACACAUACGAUACAACUGACGGAACAGUCAGUUCGAAAACAUUCCUUUCCGAUGAUCAACAGAUAACCGACAACAUAAUGUACAUUGGAUGUAUAUGUAUGUCAUAGUGUUUGUGUAUACAUUGUACAUAUAUAUACAUAUAAUACAUACAAUAUAUUAGUAUAUGUAGGAGUAUAAGAUACGUAAUACAUACGUAUUUACAACUUGUAAGAUACUGGUUACACAAUAGACGACAAAAUGACAGAAAGAGAUGCGCCCGCGUACUUACACACGCGUAACAAGUCUUUAUAUUCGUUGAUUUUGUUUUAACACAUUCGCAGCGGAUGUGAAGUUGUUCACUCCAAAAUCUUUGCUAUAUAGCGUUAUAGUGGGAGGGGGAUACGAGGAGAGUAGGAGAGGGUUGAACGAAAUCGACCGAUCACUAGUGUACUUAUAUAUAUAAGUAUAUACAGUAGAUAAAGAGAAGAGCAGUCGAGCUGUCGAGCAUGAUUUUGGGUUGUUAGUGUUGUUACUUGUGAGCUGUGAACUGCAGGUACAGCCACAAUUAUAAUGUAAUACUUCAUGAUAUUUGAUUUAGAACUUUAUCGUGUUAAUUUUUAUCGAAUUUAUCUCCGUUACUUGUUUAUGUCGAACGAAGGAUUUACUACUCUACACAUCAUGUCAUCUAUGAAACCUACAUCUGAGGAUACAAGCUAUAAUGACAUUGGAGGCAUGCGAAUUAAAUACAAAGAUAAAAAUGAAACUUUUACGGAAGACCAGCUCGUAAGCAAGGAACCCAUUGGACAGUUCAAAGCAUGGUUCGAUGAUGCUUGUAAUACACCACAAAUUUUUGAAGCUAAUGCGAUGAUGCUCGCUACAGCUACUAAACAUGGAAUCCCAUCUGUGCGUGCAGUAUUACUUAAAGGCUAUAGUACAGAAGGUUUCAAAUUUUAUACCAAUUAUGAAAGCAGGAAAGGCCGAGAGCUAGCUGAAAAUCCAAAUGCAGCGGCAACUUUCUACUGGGAACCACUAAGGCGAAGCGUGCGUAUAGAGGGCAAGGUGCAAAAAACUUCUCCGGAAGAUUCGGAUCGUUACUUUCAAAGCCGGCCGUAUUCUAAUCAAAUAGGAUCAAUAACUAGUAGACAGAGCAGCAUGAUUGCGAGUAGGCAGACACUCAUCGUAAAGGAGAGAGAAUUAAUAGCUCAAUGUCCGGAAGGCAAAGUUAAAAGACCCGACUGGUGGGGAGGAUACAUCAUCAUUCCACAUUCCAUAGAAUUUUGGCAAGGACAAAGCGAUCGCUUACAUGAUAGAAUUCGUUUUAGACGGCUUAAAUCGAACGAAAAGAUCGAUAAUGUACUCGUUCAUCAGGGAGUUAAUGGAUGGGUUUACGAAAGACUAUCUCCAUAAUCGUGACGAAACAUUUUAUGUUAAAAUAUAAAUAAUACAACAUUUGUUUAAUAGGUGGCUGAGAAAUUGCGAUUCUGGUUAAGGUUGUUGCUUUCUUGUAAUUUUUAGAAUUUCUCUUUGCACGCCUAAAAUUAUAUAUAUGUAUAUAUAAGAUUCAUGCUUGUUGAUAAAAUUGUAAUAUAUUGUACUUUUAUAGUGGAUGACGAAAGUAUUUGGACAUUUAUCAUAAGAUAUUUUUAUUAAUAUAACUAUCAUAUGUAUUGUACAGUAUUUUCCCAAAAUUUUACUGUUGUGUAUUAUAAUAAUAUGAAGGAAUUGAUAAACUUUGUAUUAUUUACAUAUAAGAAUGUGCAUAGAAGUUGUAAUAUUGCAAAUAUGUAGACGAUGCACAUAAAUAUGUAAUUAUUCUUACAAUACUGUAAUAAUGUCAAAUACAUAAUUAUACGAAUAUACUUACGAUAUACUAUACUGACAAUAAACCAUGUGUCAUUUGUACGCGUGAUUAGAUUCUCUCUUUUAUACUAAAUGUUCAAAAACUUUCAUAAAUUACUGUACAUAUUUAUGCAUAUACAUAAUGUGCAAGUAAAGUAAUUAGUUACCCUCUUUA
Ceratina calcarata is the source of this 2015-nucleotide messenger RNA. RefSeq names its product pyridoxine-5'-phosphate oxidase-like. The record is from RefSeq and is a predicted model, not a curated record. The transcript is spliced from 6 exons. Gene Ontology annotation, biological process: pyridoxal 5'-phosphate biosynthetic process; pyridoxine biosynthetic process. Lineage: Eukaryota; Metazoa; Arthropoda; Insecta; Hymenoptera; Apidae. Gene Ontology annotation, molecular function: FMN binding; pyridoxamine phosphate oxidase activity. The coding region runs from base 584 to 1408 and encodes 274 amino acids.